AUGUCGUGCACAGUUUUAGCUCAGCCUUACUAUCAAUCUUCCUCAUCAAACACAACAGUACACAACAAUAAUUACCGACAAGUGGAUGAAGAGUCUGGUUAUUUUCCCUCUGGAAGGAAUCAAGACUUUGAAAGGUUCAAACGCUACUUUGGCUCCUCGAUACUCUUCCUCAUCAUUUCUGUUGUAUUGACGAUGGUGGUGUUUUUCUUGUAUAUGGCUGAUUGUGUUUUUCAAGGUUUGGAUGGAGAGGGUAAUUGUGAAGGAGGAAGUAUGAUUGCACUGAUAAUUUCCUCACUAUUGGUGAUUAGUGGUGCUUUGAUUUCAAUUGGGUUGUGUUUAAGAUAUAGGAGAGAGGCUAUAGAGUUUUGGAAUGAUUUGAAGAGUGCUUCGGUAUUGAGGGGAACACUGAUAUCCAAUGCUUAUCAUCAGCAUAAGAUUGGUGAAAAUGUGAAUAGUAAUAAUUCGUCGAUGGUACAAGAUCAAUCAGAGGCUCAUUUGGAAACUUCACUUACCUUACCAAUUUCUCCAAUUAAAUUGAGACAAUCACAAAUGUAUGAUGAUAGACCAAUAAGGAGCUUUGAGUUUCCUCCUGAAUUGGCACUUCCACCCCGAAAAUCAAAACAAGAUGAUGAUGAUGAUGAUGAUGAAAUAGAUGAGAGUUCAAAUUUACUUUAA
Messenger RNA from Naegleria gruberi, 675 nucleotides. RefSeq lists its product as uncharacterized. The transcript has a single exon. Lineage: Eukaryota; Heterolobosea; Eutetramitea; Acrasida; Naegleriidae. Bases 1 to 675 code for a protein of 224 amino acids. The record is from RefSeq and is a predicted model, not a curated record.